Molecule: messenger RNA, 3855 nt
Organism: Capsella rubella
Lineage: Eukaryota; Viridiplantae; Streptophyta; Magnoliopsida; Brassicales; Brassicaceae
Product: disease resistance protein ADR2
Exons: 4
Coding region: 116-3205 (1029 amino acids)
Biological process (GO): signal transduction; defense response
Molecular function (GO): ATP hydrolysis activity; ADP binding
Source: RefSeq, a predicted model, not a curated record
UGAAACUUUGCAAAGAAAUUUCCCAUUUCUCUCUUUCUCUCUAUAAGUGAACACAGCUUUGCCAUAUUCCCAUUUCUUAUCCUCACACUUUCUUAAACACUUAAGAUCCUCUCUCAUGGCUUCUUCUUCUUUUUCCCCACCUCGCAACUGGAGAUACAAUGUCUUCACUAGCUUCCACGGACCAGACGUCCGUAAGACACUUCUCAGUCAUUUAAGCCAACGAUUUAACCACUAUGGCAUUACAAUGUUCGAUGACAAUGGAAUGGAGAGAGGCCACACCAUCGCCUCAUCUCUCAAGAAAGCCAUUGGAGAAUCAAGGAUCGCGAUCGUAUUGCUCACGAAGAACUAUGCAUCUUCCAGUUGGUGUCUGGAUGAGCUCUUGGACAUUUUGGAUUGCCAAAAAACAAUUGGGCAAUUUGUGAUGACUGUCUUCUACGGAGUACAUCCUUCUGAUGUCCGCAAACAAAACGGAGAAUUUGGGAGAGUAUUCGAUGAAACUUGUGCUCGUAAAUCAGAGGAGCAAAAAGAAAAAUGGAGCAAAGCUUUGAACUAUGUGGGAAACAUAGCUGGAGAACACUUCCAAAACUGGGAAAAUGAAGCAGAAAAGAUAGAGAAGAUUGCAAGAGAUGUUUCACAUAAACUGAAUGUCACACCGUGUAAGGAUUUUGAUGGCAUGGUUGGACUAGACAAUCAUGUGAGCAAAAUGGAGUCUUUGCUUGAUUUAGAUAAUCUUGGAGUUAAGAUUGUUGGAAUCUCUGGUCCUGCAGGCAUUGGUAAGAGUACUAUUGCUAGAGCUUUACAUAGUCGACUCUCUUACAGGUUUCAGCGUUCUUGUUUUAUGGAAAACGUUAGGGGAAGCUAUAAAAGUGGACUUGACAAGUAUGGGUUGCAGCUUUAUUUGCAAGAGCAACUUCUCUCUAGGAUUUUGAACCUAAAGGAUAUUAGGAUAUUCAAUUUAGGUGUAAUAAAAGAAAGGCUGCAAUAUCAAAAGGUUCUUAUCAUUCUUGAUGAUGUGGACAGUUUAGAUCAACUAGAGGCUUUGGUUGAUAUUAAGUGGUUUGGUCCUGGAAGUAGGAUCAUUAUAGCAACUGAAAACAAAGAGAUUUUGCAGCAACAUGGUAUAACUGAUAUAUACCAAGUGGGUUUUCCAUCAGAUGAAGAAGCUCUAAAGAUUUUUUGUCUUUCUGCUUUUCCACAAGCCUCUCCACCUGAUGUGUUUAUGGAUCUUGCGUAUGAAGUUGUAAGAAGUUGUUGCAACCUUCCAUUGGCUCUGUGUAUUUUGGGGUCGUCAUUGCGGGGAAGCCAUGAUGUUGCUGACUGGAUUGAAAAAGUGGAAAGGUUUAAAAGUUCUCUCGAUGGAAGAAUUGAGAGUGCAUUGAAAGUGGGCUACGAAAGUUUACAUGAGGAAGACCGACUUCUUUUUCGCUUCAUUGCAGUAUUCUUCAAUUAUAAACCUGUUGAUGAUGUGGCAUCCAUUUUCUACGAUACUGAAGUAUUGAAUGUUAGACUUGGGUUGAAAAACCUAGCUAAUAGAUGUCUGAUACAUAUGGAUCAUGGUACAGUGGUAAUGCACAAUUUGUUACAGUUAAUGGGUAAAAAAGUUAAUAUCAAUGAAGAACCUUCCAAACGGAAGAUUCUAGAAGAUCCCGAUGAUGUUUGUGAUGUUCUAAAAGAGGCAAACGGUACUGGAUCAGUGUUAGGUGUAUCACUGGACAUAGCAAAGAUCAACAAAUUAAAUAUAAGCGAGAAGGCUUUUAUAAGAAUGUACAAGCUUCAUAUCCUAAAAGUCAUAGGUUGGAAAUGUGACGGAGGCAGACAGUUGUCCAUACCAGAGAAUAUGGAGUUUCCAUGUAGCUUAAGGUUACUAGAUUGGGAGGCAUAUCCGAGAAAAUCUUUUCAGUUUUACCCAGAAAAUCUCGUCAUACUGAAUAUGGAAAAUAGCAAGCUCCAGAGGCUAUGGGAAGAAACUCAGGAACUACCAAAUCUCAAAGAGAUGAAUUUGAGUUGGUCAUCUUGUUUGAUGGAACUCCCAGACCUUUCAAAAGCUAAGAAUCUGGAGACAUUAAAUGUGAAUGGGUGCAAAGCUUUGGUAGAGAUUCCGUCCUCAGUUGUGAAUCUUCCUAAGCUAAGGUACUUAUGGAUGAAUAAUUGCGAAAGUCUACAGGUCAUUCCAACUCUCAUCAAUUUGGCAUCUGUAGAACUUUUUUAUAUUUUUAAAUGCCCACAACUGAGAAUUCUUCCAGAAAUGCCAACCAACAUCAAGAAUCUCUGGAUAGAGACGACAGGGGUAGAAGAGUUGCCUAUAUCAUUUAGACAUUGCUCUCAUCUUGAUAAAUUUGACAUAUCAGAGAAUGAAAAUCUCAAGAACUUCUCAACACAUCUCCCCACGAGUGUAACACAGCUAGUCCUCAGGGAUACUCAGAUUGAGAGGAUUGCAGACUGCAUCAAAGGUCUCCAUAACUUAAAAAUUCUUAAUAUAUCAGACUGCAAAAGACUUGAGUCUUUGCCAGAGCUCCCUCAUUCGCUCAUUGCGCUAUUUGCAAAUAAUUGUGAAUCACUGAAGAGAGUAAGCGGCCCUUUAAACACUCCAGAAGCAAAUCUCUAUUUUAGUAACUGCUUCGGAUUGAGUCGACAAGCAAAACGAGCGAUUAUCCAAAGAUCGUGUUUCAAGGGGUUGACUUUGUUACCCGGAAUAGAAGUACCUGAAGAGUUUGAUUACAGAGGCAGAGGAACUAAGGUAACAAUUCCUCGAUCUGAUUUCAACAGAUAUAAGGAUUCCAUUGGUAAUCAAGUUAGAGGAGAUUCCUCAACAAUUGCUCCUUCCGAUUUCAGCAUAGUCAAAGUUUGCCUUGUGGUGGCGAAAAGAACCUGGUACCGUGAAGAGUUUAUUUGCAAAUUCAUCGGCAACUCAGUAAAGUAUAUGUGGUUAGAUGCGGAUCUAGUCCGAGAAAAUGAGUACCUAUAUUUUGAGAGGAAACAUCUACUCAUAUUUUUUAUGAGCUUGCCAUUAAUGGAUCCCUCUGAAGUGAGCAGAGAGAUAGUGCUUGAGUUCAAGUGUACAUCACCAGAUACAUACGAUGAUCCGUUUAUGGACUGUGGUGUCAAGAUCUUGACGGACGAACUAGAGGGAAUCAGAUGUUGGGGAUCUGGAGAAGAAGACUGGCGAACACGUUUAUACUACAGACGAGGAAGCAGAAACACCUGACAAAGAAGACAAUCGGAAUCUGAAUUGCUUGACAUUAGAAGAUCAUGAAUACGAAUCUGUAUCAGUGAAUCAGGAAGACUUUCUUGGUACUGUGACGAAGUCCUCUACUUGAAUCUUUCUCUCAAGCCGGCUUGUUGUCCUUUCCCAGAUUCUACGGCGGCGUUUCUACUGCUCAUGAAGAAGACCUAUGCUUGAAUCUUUCUCUCAAGACGGCUUGUCGUCCUUUCCUAGAUCAGCACAAUCACUGUGAUCGCCCUGAAGGGUCGAGGAAAAGGAAAUAUACAGGUGAAGAAGUAAUUGAUAAAAGAGAUGAGAGCAUUGAAAUAUGUGAAUCUCAAUCACUUAUAGCUGGUACGAGCAUUAGUCAGUUUCUUAGAGAUGUUGGAGAAGAUGAUAGAGCAGCUAAGCAUAUGCGGAUAGGACCAAGUAAACAUCAAAGUGGUAUCUAGGUUAACAAGGUUUCACUGAAGAAGUUCUUUUUUACUUUAUGGCUGCUACGAUUAUGGCGCAAAAGCUAACUCUAGCACGAAGAUGACAGUUAAAGUCACAUGUAAAGCUUAUAAGCAUAUUUGUUUCAAUGAUAUUGAUGAAUUUUUGGUUUUGAAGAGCAUUCGGAAUUUGAACUGAUUUAUUGAAUGAUUCUAAAUUUC